CAGUACUCUGUCUAAUGAAACGUUGCUUCAGGAUCACGUUGCUGCAUCCGGCUCUUCCUUACAGGGUUACCUCCAGCUUCUCCCCUCCUAAAUUCCUGGAACUUUUCCUGAUGCACAUCCGGCUGCGCUGUGAAUUAUUAAAGCAGAGGUGGGUUCGGUUUGUCGGGGGCCGACCUGACAGCCCGUCUCUGGUUCUCAGAGUGACGGCUGCUCUCUGUAGAGGUUUGAUGCUCUCUAGGAAAGGUCAGACUCUCCUUCGUUCCCACGCUGCCCUCUGAGGAAGACCAUGGGCGACUCUUCGGCCGUCUGGCUGCAGGGCAACGAGCUGCUGUUUCUGGCCGCCUGUGUUUCUCACUGCUGGUCUCUGUGUCUGUGUGUCUGCGUGUUCCUGGAAGGCAGAGCGACCCGGAGGCGAGUGGGCAGCGGUGGCAUGCGACUGGGCAGCAGCAGCUGGAGCUGGCAGCUCUCCCGGGCCAUGAGACUGGCGCUGCGCUGGUGCCGCCUGCGGAAAGCCGGUCGGGGCGGAGGCCGGCUGUCGGAGCUGUGGAGCUACAGCAAACUGCUGCUUCGCUCCCUGUUUUCCAACAGCCUGAGCGACUCGGACACGCUGCUGGACUGCGCGUUUGAGCCGGUGUACUGGAUCGUGGACAACGUGACCCGUUGGUUUGGAGUGGUGUUUGUGUGCCUAGUGGUCCUACUGACGUCCUCUGUGGUGAUCAUCGUCUACCUGUUUGUCCUGCCGACCAUCUUAACCACUUACCCGGUGCACUGGAUCGCCUGGCAUCUCUGCUGCGGCCACUGGCUCCUCCUGCUGGUGGUCUUCCAUUACUACAAGGCCACCACCACCUCCCCUGGACACCCCCCUAAGGAAAAGCGGGACGUUCCCUCCGUUUCCAUCUGUAAGAAAUGCAUCACACCCAAACCGCCGAGGACUCAUCACUGCAGCAUCUGCAGCGUGUGCGUCCUGAAGAUGGACCAUCACUGCCCGUGGCUGAACAACUGUGUGGGUCACCUGAACCAUCGCUACUUCUUCUCCUUCUGCCUCUACAUGACCCUGGGCUGCAUCUACUGCAGCAUCAGCAGCAGAGAUCUGUUCCUGGAGGCGUACGACGCCAUAGAGACGUCCUUCCAGACUCCUCCUCCUCCACAUCACAGCCAAGAAGAAAGCGUUUCUCAGAAGUGCAUCAUCUUCCUCUGGGUUCUGACCAGCUCGGUCGCCGUGGCUCUUGGAGGACUCACCCUGUGGCACGCCAGGCUGAUUGGCAGAGGAGAGACCAGCGUGGAGCGCCACAUCAACCGCAAGGAGGCCAGAAGGCUGCGGGAGCAGGGGAAGGUUUUCAGAAAUCCGUACCAUCAUGGCCGACUCAACAACUGGAAAUUAUUCUUUGGAGUCGAAACAAAGAGUCACUGGAUCACCCGGGUCCUCCUGCCCUCCAGCCAUCCUCCCAGUGGAGACGGCAUCCUGUGGGACCACACCUUCUCCAGAAGCGACCUUUUGGCCAUCUGAGCUUCCUCCCUCCUUACAGGCCGACGCCUGAUUUAAUCCUGCUACUUGAAAACAUCCAACAGUGAAGGAGAAUCUGAAGGAUGCUGGGUUCUAACUCGCUGGUUCUGGACCAGUAGUCAUCCUGCCCCCCACUGGAUAGGCGGUUCUGCUGGCCACCAUCUUGGAGAUGACCUGCAGCAUCAUGGCGGUCUGCUCCUACAGGGGGCAGACCUUUCAGCUGUGGGAUUUAAACCUGAAAUGUUUUAUUUGCUGCAGCUGGGAGCUGAUUGUUGAAUCUAUGGAGUAAAAUAUGUGCCAAAGAACGCAUUUUGUAAAUGGAAAUAUGUGAAAAAAGCACUCCAGAGAUAAAAUUUUGAAAAAUAUUUUAAUCAAAAAAAUAUUGAGGGUAGUUAAACUACUAAGUUCUCAGAUUUUUUUUUUUGUUGUUUUUAAGUUUUUCAAAUUUCCUUUUCAAUUUAUUUUUACAAUUUACAUUCUUUUCAAACUGCAUUUUACAUUCUAUUUGCUUUUGACCAACAGAAAUGCCAUUGCACCACAUUUUAAAAUAUAGAAAUAAAACAAACAUUUGAAAAAAUGAAAUUAGUUUAAAAAGAGUGGAAAAAAAUAUAUACUUUUUUUUUUAAGAAAACGUAUUUAAAAUGUAAUUUCUAGACUGCAUUUUUACACAUUUUCCUUUACAGAAGGUUUUCUUUGCAACAAUACUGGAACAAA
Cyprinodon variegatus (sheepshead minnow) is the source of this 2218-nucleotide messenger RNA. It is a transcript of the gene zdhhc16b, whose product is annotated as probable palmitoyltransferase ZDHHC16. The transcript is spliced from 9 exons. Gene Ontology annotation, cellular component: Golgi apparatus. Lineage: Eukaryota; Metazoa; Chordata; Actinopteri; Cyprinodontiformes; Cyprinodontidae. Gene Ontology annotation, biological process: protein palmitoylation. Gene Ontology annotation, molecular function: palmitoyltransferase activity. The record is from RefSeq and is a predicted model, not a curated record. Bases 287 to 1507 code for a protein of 406 amino acids.